Molecule: messenger RNA, 589 nt
Organism: Babesia bovis T2Bo
Lineage: Eukaryota; Apicomplexa; Aconoidasida; Piroplasmida; Babesiidae
Product: Reactive mitochondrial oxygen species modulator 1 family protein
Exons: 6
Coding region: 77-565 (162 amino acids)
Biological process (GO): protein insertion into mitochondrial inner membrane; protein import into mitochondrial matrix
Cellular component (GO): TIM23 mitochondrial import inner membrane translocase complex
Source: RefSeq, a predicted model, not a curated record
CAGAGAAUCUAUAUAUGAAAUAGCAUCUUAUCUACUUUACACCCAUUAAGGAUUUAGGUACACAUCAAUAUUCAACAUGUGGCAAUAUAUCAGCGGAGGAUCGGGUACAACAACAGUGCCACCAAUGACCUCAAAGUAUGAUGAUAAAGUGCCACCACCACCAGCUGGUGGUGCCUUUGUACCACCGCCAAGAGCGCCACGAGGUGUUAAGUUGAGUGCCAACAAGAAUGAGGAGUUCAAAGGUUUCUCAGCACCUCCAAAGGUCACAGACUACAGUAAUGCAGAUUAUUCAGCAUAUACACUCUCUGAAACAUAUGACGAUACCACAUCAAAAGGACAUGGAUUCCUGAAUAAUAUAUUAUCAAACCCUAGAGCACGCAACUGCUGGGCAAGUGUGAAAAUGGGAUUCAAAAUGGGAGGUGCCGUGGGUGGUAUUUUCGGUGGAAUCACCGGUGUAUACACCUCUAUGAGACACAGAAACCUAAUGGUACUGCCAAUAUCAGUUAUCGGAGGAGCUAUCAGCUUCGGCUUCUUUCUAGGAUGUGGUAUGGUAGUACGCUGCUAAGACUACCAUACUUGGGGCCUCAUG